Danaus plexippus (monarch butterfly) is the source of this 1615-nucleotide messenger RNA. RefSeq lists its product as uncharacterized. NCBI's taxonomy places the organism in Eukaryota, Metazoa, Arthropoda, Insecta, Lepidoptera, Nymphalidae. Gene Ontology annotation, molecular function: calcium ion binding. The transcript is spliced from 8 exons. Bases 196 to 1305 code for a protein of 369 amino acids. The record is from RefSeq and is a predicted model, not a curated record.
UGAAAUAUAAAAGGUUUAUUUCACAGUUCUUUAAAUGAAAAGUUGACUAAAACUAAAAUUUUUUCAAUCAAAUGUAUAAAAUAGACCAUAGUCAAUUUAAUUUAGUGUGCACUGAUUUGUUUUUGUUACAUUUUAUACGUAUUUUACGCGAAGGUUCAGUUUCAGUUUAUUUAAACACUCAGUGGUCACGCAACAAUGUUGGAUUGCUUUAUAAGAGAGCGCGGCUCGAGCUGGAGGCUCAGUCCGCUCCGCUCAACGAUGUCGGAAGUCGCUGACGAAUACCCAGUUGAAGACUCUUGCUUGAUCGAUAUGGAUGCAUGCUACGAAACAUUUGAUAAAGAUGGGGACGGUCAGCUAAACUUGGAAGAGUUCCGGCUGAUCUGUAAGGCUCUGUUCCGUAACGACAAGGGUCACAUCUACCCGGUGUCCGAGGAGCGCACCCGACACAUGUUCCAGGUGUUCGACAGGAACGGGGACGGAGCCAUCGACCGCGAGGAGUUCGCGUUCUGCUGGAACCACUGGAUUAAAGUUAUAGUGCGUCCGACGAGCGCCUUCCUCAUAGUCGACGUUCAAAAUGAUUUUAUCUCCGGUACUCUCAACAUCAGCAAGUGCAACGCCCAACAAGACGGAUCUGAGGUCGUGGAGCCCAUCAAUUGGUUGCUGUCAACUGUUCCAUUCGACUGCGUGUUCUAUUCCCUGGACUGGCACCCCCCGGACCACGUAUCGUACAUCGACAAUGUUCACAUGAGGGAGCUCCAUCCCUCCAGUCCGGUGUCGGCAGACAAAGCGCAGGCCUACGACACGGUGGUGUUCGCUGGCCCUCCACCGAUGAAACAGAGGUUGUGGCCACGGCAUUGUGUCCAGGAUACUUGGGGUGCGGAGUUGCAUAAGGAUCUGAAGGUUGUAGAAGGAGCCGUGAUGGUAUACAAGGGUACCAACCCUGAGGUGGACUCGUACUCGGUGUUUUGGGACAACAAGAAGUUGACAAAGACAAGCCUCAGCACUCAACUCAGGGAGAGGAACAUCACCGACAUUUACAUCUGCGGCCUGGCUUAUGAUGUGUGCGUUGGGGCAACUAUAGCCGAUGCUCUAGCCAUUGGCUACCGCUCGGUGCUCGUGGACGACGCGUCGCGAGGCGUGGAACUCGCUGACAUCGAGCGAACCAAGGACACCAUCGUCUCCAACAACGGCGUCAUAGUAGACUCUAAUCAGGUGUUGGCGAUGGUGGAGGGUCGCGACCGCCGGCCGGAGCUCGGCUACAAGCUGGCCAUGGAACUGAAGACGGCUCUGGAGGAGGAGAAGUGAAUCAGCGAGAAGCACAGUUUGCACUUGUAAUUUUAUGAUUUCCUGUCGCCGUUGAGCGCCGAGAAGCAACCGGCCAUUAGGAUGUACAUUUUUAUGAUUGUUUUUUCAAACACCGAACUCCGGUGUUAGCAACUAUUUCCGUGCAAACUGUAUUUCAUUAUUUUUAUUUUGGUCAUACGACACUAGUUACGGGAUAUAAAUCUUCGAUCCUCGCGCGGAUUGCAAGAUAUACUGAAUCAUAGUUCCUAAAAUUAAUAUAUUUCAUUUUAAUUUUAAUAUUUACUGCGAGGCGAUGGAGUCUGAAACUGAC